Messenger RNA from Dothidotthia symphoricarpi CBS 119687, 1869 nucleotides. RefSeq lists its product as uncharacterized. The record is from RefSeq and is a predicted model, not a curated record. Gene Ontology annotation, cellular component: nucleus; Z disc. The transcript has 3 exons. Bases 1 to 1869 code for a protein of 622 amino acids. Gene Ontology annotation, molecular function: transcription coregulator activity. NCBI's taxonomy places the organism in Eukaryota, Fungi, Ascomycota, Dothideomycetes, Pleosporales, Dothidotthiaceae.
AUGGAUCCGUUAAGUGUUACAGCGUCGAUCAUUGGAAUCCUUGCUGCAGCAGGCAAGCUCUACGAGCUCCUCGAUUCGAUCAUCUCCACCACCAAAGAUGCCCCGCAAGUCCUGACUGCGCUUGCCCGUGAGACCCACGAGGUUGAGGCAGUGGUCCUCUCUCUCCAGAACGUUCUGAAGGACCUCUCGGUUACGCCACCUCAUCGAACUGCCUUAAUACAGCUGGAUCAGCUGAUAAUUACGCUGACAGAUUCUGUGCUGGCUGUUGAUGAGUUGAAAGACGCAAUCGCUCCGUUCAUCGCAGUCGGAGGGCAGAAGAUCCCAUUUAAAGUUCGAUUGAAAUGGACACGGGCGGAGGCUAGCUGUAUGAGAAUUGUUGAUCGAAUGCAGAUGCAGAAGACAUCAAUCUUACUAAUGCUCAACAUUCUCCAAUGCUCAUCAGAUUUGGAAGCCAGCCAGUCCCAGGCAUCGUUAGCACUGACGAUGGAGCAACUUGUACAGACUAACAGAGAAUUGUGCAGGCGCCUCAGAAAUCUCGAAGACAGGUUCGACGCAACAAGUGUUGUUACAGAGAAGUUUAGGGGUUCAAAUACCUUGCUGCAAGGAGACGAUGAAACAAUUAGAGCAGUCCAACCGUCAACCAGUAAACACGUAUCUAUCCUCGAGGCGGUAAAGAUACAUUUUGCAUUUGACGACGAUCUGCAAUCGUCACGUGUUUAUCAAAUGACAAGAAGUAGUGUUUGCGACCACUCCUUUGUUAGCUCGGCAGUUAGAACGAACGCUUGGUCAAUUUUCUCUGGACUGUCCUUGGCAGAUAUAUCCAUCAUCUCUGUAGUGGCGUUGCCACUCUAUUCUGGCGAUAUCAAUAACCACGAGCACUACUCUUUUGGGGACAUUGAACGAUCUCAAUCAAGAGAGACCACCGCUGUUCAGAAGAUUUGGUCAAACAGCCCGCCAUUGAUCGAGAUGCAAAAUCCGCUAUUAUCCAGUCCAUCUGAUCAACUUAUCACUGCAGGAACCAGUGAACAAGCACAACAAUUUGGAGAGCGAGAUAUAAGCGUAGAACCGCAACAGACGUCAAUCAUCGUGUCUCCUUUACCUUCCGCUCUACCAAGCACAGAACAUGCCAUUUCUUCGUUCCGAGACGAAAUUGAGCUCGCCCUGUCGCACUCGGAUUGGUUUCAUGGAAAUACUCCCAGGCGUAACGAUACACCUAUUUCUGCAAUAGUAACAGACAGGCGGAGCAAGGACAGUGGGAGUGAUCAUUCCUCCCUAGGGAAAACUUCCAGUCAUCGUGUUGAUGACAAUCUGGAAGAAGAUGACAGUCUGGAAGAAGACGACGUCGUUUACGACUGUAGGGGUUGUGGAGAGGUGCUUAAAGAAGGAAAAGCUUUUGAGCUAGCUGGACACCGUUACCACAUGAACUGCUUCCGAUGCAAUACAUGUGGCACCCUCCUCGACUCGGAUGCGAACCUACUGCUCCUUGGAGACGGCUCGCUGAUGUGCAACAACUGCACCUACAGCUGCAACCACUGCGGCAAUAAGAUUGAAGACCUAGCUAUCCUUACAGGAGACCAGGCCUUCUGUGUAAAUUGCUUUAUAUGCAGGAACUGCAAACGCAAAAUUGCAAACCUGCGUUAUGCACGCACCUCACAGGGCAUCUUCUGUAUGACCUGUCAUGAAUCGUUCAUGGCUCGGCGGCGCAAGAAAACGAAGAAACCACCAGUCCCAGCGGCGCCAAAAGAGGAAAAGUCCCUGCCCGCAUUGGCUGACCAGCCCCCGCAGCAUACCACCCUUACUCCUAAUAUAGGAAUACGAUCGGACAUAUACUUGGAACCUACAACGACAAAUGGUGUAGGAAGGGGAUAG